CGUUACACUUGGUGGAAAACUCUGGUUUAAAUUAUUGUUGUUGUUCAUUCAGAUAAUAUAGAGUGGCGAGAAUUGCGCCUAUCAAAUAUAUAUUGGACAAACAACAAUACCUUGUACUAUAGUACCAGUAGUUAGAUACUACACACACAACCUCACAACUCCUCACAACAAUAGGUUUAUUGUCAUUUUGUAGAUAUUGUAUUCUUUAACCCAACACAACCGAUUGGAAAUUUUGUACCAUGUCGUCUUCUAAUUAUUUACAAAGGAGUCUUCAUCAUUAUAAUUCAUCUCCUUGUCUGACAAAUACUACACGGUUAUUGUCAUCCUAUGCGACUAAUAAUAAUUCUGUUGGACCAAAACAAAUUAUUACACCAAAACCUGUUAAAGCAUCACCGGCAUUCUGUAAACCUUCUAGCAAUUUGAAAACCAAUCCUCCAAAAUCCAACUUUUCAUCUCCUUCUCUUGAUACUUCUCCAACAUCGCCUGUUGAUGUUUUAGGAGGACAAUUUAAGAAUAUUGUUGAAAAUGGUUCUUCACCAAACAUCAUAUCUGGAACACCAGAAAGAUUAGCCAACGAAGAACUUCACAAAAUUCUUUUUUCUCAUCCUUUAUCAGCAUCAAGAGAUGAUUCACUUCCACAAUCUCCACAACCAGCUGAUAACAAGCAAGAAGAAAAGCCAUAUGAUCUUCCAAUUUCUCCAUUCUCCCCUUUUAUUUCCCACUCACCUUUUCCAACACGUACAUUUUCACCACCAACAAUUGAACUAGAUAUUAACGAGUCUUUACUCAUCGAUGAUGAGUUAAACUUUACUGAUGAUGUCAUCCUUGAGGACUCGUAUGAUGAACAAGACCAACCAAGAAGUGUACCAAGUACUUUUGGUUAUGACGAUGAAGAUUUUCACUCUUUACGAAACGAUCAACGAAAGAGAAGAAACUUUGUUACUCAGGAAGACAUUUCAUUCCUUAUUGAAUUGAGAACAAGACCUAAGGACAAUGGCCGUUUUCCAGAUGAAGUCGAAUACCAUAGAAGCUCCUGCCAUUCUAAAGUAGAGGAUGGAUAUUUUGGAGCUGAAAUGGGUCUUUUAAGUUUUUCUCCACCAACCUCCCGCAUUCUCAAUUACUAAGCUUUUGUAAUAGUACCUAGCCUACAUUCCCACCAGUUUCAUGUAUAUAUCCCCUUCUAAUUAUUUUUCGAAUUUGUAAAUAAUUUUAGUGUAGACUAGCUCAAUAUAAUUCACUAUUAAUUGGAUAUUGUUGAGGAACUUUAAAUAAACUUUUCAAUGU
Molecule: messenger RNA, 1284 nt
Organism: Naegleria gruberi
Lineage: Eukaryota; Heterolobosea; Eutetramitea; Acrasida; Naegleriidae
Exons: 1
Coding region: 240-1124 (294 amino acids)
Source: RefSeq, a predicted model, not a curated record